Molecule: messenger RNA, 1595 nt
Organism: Stegastes partitus (bicolor damselfish)
Lineage: Eukaryota; Metazoa; Chordata; Actinopteri; Pomacentridae
Product: methyltransferase-like protein 7A
Exons: 2
Coding region: 85-831 (248 amino acids)
Molecular function (GO): S-adenosylmethionine-dependent methyltransferase activity
Source: RefSeq, a predicted model, not a curated record
UGUGUGGUUAAAGUGUGACACUGUUGGUCAGCAUUAACAGUGUAAUCUCUUGAGCUGCUAAAGUCGUGAACCAGCGAGGCUCUAAUGAAGAGGAAGAUGAGGUUUUGUCUCAUGAAAGUGUGCAGGCUGCUCUGCUCGGCGUUGACUUUUCCUCUACACCUCAUGGAGGCCACAGGCCUGUUCAAAGUGUACAAACGCCUGUUCCCUCUGCUCGCCUACAAUAUCACGUUUUCAUACAACGACAAAAUGCACAAAACGAAGAGGGAGCUAUUUCGAAACGUCGCCAAAUUUGCGGCAGAAGACGGCACGCUUCGCCUGCUGGAGAUCGGCUGUGGCAGCGGGGCCAACUUUAGGUUUUACCCGGACGGCUGCACGGUGGUCUGCACGGACCCCAACCCGCACUUCGAGAGCUACCUGCGGAUGAGCAUGAAGGCAAACACGCACCUCACUUACGAUAAGUUUAUCGCUGCGUCCGGGGAGGACCUGAGAGUCGUGCAGGACGAGUCUGUGGACGUUGUCGUCUGUACUCUGGUCCUGUGCUCCGUCAGCAGCGUGCAGCAGGUGCUGACGGAGGCCCGACGCGUCCUCAGACCGGGCGGAGCGUUCUACUUUUUGGAACAUGUCGUCUCAGAUCCCUCCUCCUGGACGUACUUCUUUCAGCACGUGUUUGAACCUCUGUGGUAUUAUCUUGGGGACGGAUGCACAAUCACCAGAGCAACAUGGAAAGACUUGGAGGCAGCCGGUUUCACUGAACUUCACCUGAGACACAUCGAGGCUCCAAAGGUCACUUUAAUGAUAAGGCCACACAUUAUGGGAUAUUCUAUCAAGUGACAGCAGGAAAGAAUGUACAGUUUGUGUAUUUACCUGAAGCUGAGUCAUUAAUCACUGACAAUAUAUAACAGGCUGCUGACCAAUAAGACAUGCAGCCCUGUAGGUUUAUGAGAUUUGUUUACAAUUUCAUUUUCAAUAAACAUUAGCCACACUAUUGAGUGAAAAUAUAUUUAUUUACUUACAGAAUCAGCAACAUUUCAUACACUGUUUGUUCUUCUUUCCCACCCGUCCCAUGAUGUACAUUAAUAAAUAUUACCUGGACACUGUGCUUUUUCCCUGAUUGUCUAAGUAACUGCCAAGAAAUAACCAACAAACCACACUUAAUGUCAUCUUUUCUGUUACCCUUUAUAUUCCAUUGCACAAAAAUAAGGAAUGACAAUUGUAACAUCUCCUUAUAGGGAAAUGAGGGGAAUUGCUGGUUCACAAAAUAAACAGAAAUUAUGUCUGUGUAGUAAUUAUACAGUCAGAAUUCUGCAGAUGCUGUUAGAAUAAUUUUUUUUUUUUUUAAAAAGUCCAACAGCAACAUUUUUAAAAACACAAGAAAAAAAAGAGGAAAGGGAUACUUUUAAAAACUGAGACUGAAUGUUAAAGCUCACAAUUUCAAAUCUCCCAGUAUUAAAAAUGUACACAACUAUAAAUGUUAUAGCAUUAGCAAAUAUUUAAAAAACAGCAGGUGGAAAAAUGGCCAAUUUGUUUUUUUCAUUUCUUGAGUAAAUCUCACUGCCAUAAGUCACUUUUAUAUCAAACAGAGUAAAAAAAAAAAA